Hepatospora eriocheir is the source of this 1890-nucleotide messenger RNA. The record is from the annotation of a GenBank genome assembly. Lineage: Eukaryota; Fungi; Microsporidia; Hepatosporidae.
AUGACUGACAAAGAGAAGAGAGAGAAAAGAGUAAGUUUUAACCCAGAGCCUAAAGUAUCUCUUGUAAGUACAGAUAAAGAUAUACAGACAUCAAAGGGCCAUGAAAAUACAUAUAGAUUCGAUUCAAGAAGAGACAAACUUGAUCUCAGAAGUAUGUUUAGAAUAGAUAAAUGUGUAAACAAAGAGAUCACUGAGGAUCUUAAGUAUUCAGAAUACACUACUGAGGAAAUGAAAGUAGAGGAUAUAGAGAUAAUAGAGAAUGUCAAUCAAACAAAAGAAAAAGCAGUAAAUCAAUUUUUUGAAAAACACGGUAUAAGAUUUUUGGAUAAUCAAUUAGAUGAUUUUAACAGAAGAGAGUCAAUAUCUAAGACUAAAAAUAAUGUAGAUCCAGAAUGUGUAUAUUGGUAUGCUUUUGUUAAAGAGGCUUAUAUAAAUCAUUUUGAUAACAUGACUAAAUAUUUAUUAGAACAAAAUAGUAGGUUGCAAUGUUUAAUAAAUGCAGAAGCAAGUACUUUAAAUGUAGAUCAAUUGGGCGAUUCUAUAAAUUUUAAGAAAUUACGUAAUGAAUCUAGAAAUCAAGCUAAACAAAAUUGGUAUGAUUAUAGGAUUGUUCAAGAAGAGAAUUUGGGAAAUAGAUUAGAAGAAAGUAAAAAUAAACUUUUAGAAAUAAUAGAAGAAAAGAGGACAAUAUUAGAAGCUAAGAAAGAAGAAUGUGAACUACUUGAAAAUAAAAACAAGUUUUUAUCAGAAAAAAACAUAAAAUUGAAAGAAUCAGUGAUUGAUGAAAAUGAAGAAGAAUUACAGAAUAAGGUUGAAGAGUUAAGAAAUAGAUUAUAUGAACAUAAAAGUUUACUAGGUUUAUAUAAAAGUGAUCUAUCUCGAAUUAAAAAUCAAGCAGAAGAAAAGAGAAGUAAAGAAGAAAAGAUUGCAAAAGAAAUUGGAUUUUAUAAAAGUGAGAUAGAAGAAUUAAAAAGUAUAAUAACAAUAAAAAAAGCAGAUAAAAACACAGUAGAAGCACUUAAAGAAGAAGUUAAAAAUUAUGAAACAUAUUACGGUCUUAAAUUUAUUAAGAUAUCAUCAGAUGUUUUAGUUUUUAAAUACUUAGAUAUACAAAUAAGUUGUGUUUUGGAAGGAUUGUUUAGAGUGUCAUCAUAUAAAAUUGAUUUUUUUGAUUCAGAUGAUGAAGUAUUUAAUACUUAUUUUAAAGACAAUUUAUUAAAUAAGAGUUUAAAUAGAAGUCCGGUAGUAGAAACCCCGAUUCAAGAAGAUAUAAAUGGAUCAAUAGUUGAGGAUCAUAAUAUUUAUAGAAGGAGUCUUAAAUCAGCUUUACAGAAAAAGCAACGUAAACAUUCAGAUAACUAUAUUAAUACAGAAGAUUUAGGUCAUUACAUCAAUGAUGUUACUUCAACACCUGUUCCUCGCAGAAUAUCAGUUGUACCGGCUAAAACACCAAGAGAAAAGUUUAUUAGAAAUUUUAAAAAAUUAAAUUUUGGAGAUGAUGCAUCAUGGGUUGAUCAAUUAAAUAGUUUGGCAGAGAAUAGCACAUCAAAAGAUGCAAUGGUAUUUGAAAAUAUUUACAGCAAAUAUAAAAAUGAAAGCAUACCAUUACGUUUACUUGUAAAUUCAAUAUUGUUUAAAGUAUCAUUUCUUAAUAAUCUUAAAAAAGAAAUAGAACUUUUAAGAGAUUCUAUUAAGAUAGACACUAUUUACACCAAUCAAAAGAUUUAUCUCAGGUUUUAUUUACAGUCUAUUGAUAUUAAACUACCAAAAGUAUAUGCUUAUAUUGAUGAGAAUUUAAAUUUAUUCCAUGAUAGCAAUUUUGUUUGUAAUCUUUUACAAAAGUUGAAUGGACUUACUAAUUUUUUAAUAAAAAUUGUUGAAAACAAAUAA